AAUGUCUGAUUAAUAGACUUUCGGAGCUUUCGAUACUCCAUCCUUCCUAAGCCCUCCCAAGAUUUACCGGGUACAGUUAAAUCGACACCAUUAUCCACAUUUGAUCCCAUUAUUCGGUACCUUACUCGGCCUGGCCCCUCCCGUCACUUAAAAAGGGAACACCAACACCAAAGAAAGAACACGCGGGUCUGGUUCCUGCUGACUAAGGCAGUCUUCGAGAAAGAAAAGGUGGGUUUCCUUGAGAGCUCCAUUCAUUCCCAUGGAGAUUCAACAACGUAUUCAUAUGGCGAAUUACAGCCGGUGACAAGUUCGCAGCAUUUCGCUGCUUCAAAGAAAUAAUUAGUUAGAUACCAACCACUACAUAGAGGUAGUGUCUCGUUAUCAUCCGACACAAUGGCAAUUCGAAACCUCCCGGUACGGGCACAAAUCCCUUCCGAUUCUCCUAUGCUCUUUAGCUAACAGCUAUUUGGCAGGCUUUGAAAGCAGCGCUCGGGUCAGCCAAAGUAGGAUCUUCAAUUUCAUAUACAAAUGCAAGAUGGCCAUAUCAAUCGAUACGACGUACACUCUCCAUAACGCAUAGUCCUGCUUUUGCUUCCAAAAAAACUACUGGGUCGCAGGUAGAACCUGCGAAUGAGAACUCCUCCGAUUCAACAUCUACCAAAUCCCCCUCGACAUACUCUCGUAAAUCAUCCAACCCUCCCUCUUCAUUUUUCUCGUCAAGUUCGGCGAGUGAUAUCCCAGCUCCAUCAGAUUGGGAAGAGAACCCGAAUUACAACAUAGAAAAGUUCUCAGAACUACCGCAUUCUAAUUUCGGAGUCAACCAGCACAUGGUCAUCAAUGAUGAGUUCAAAGAAGCUUUGAGGCAGAUCUUGUGGCAAUUUAGAGCCCCGAUUAGAUACGCAUUUGCGUAUGGAUCUGGCGUCUUCCCGCAGUCUAAACACACGGAAGCGACACCUUCGAGUAUUACAUCCAUUCAUUCGAAACCACCUCCUGCAAUUGUUGAACAACAAGGAGGUACUCCUAAGAUGAUUGACUUUAUAUUUGGUGUAUCAUAUAGCCAACAUUGGCAUUCCUUGAACUUAAAUCAACAUCGAGAUCAUUAUUCGGCACUCGGCUCACUUGGAUCUGGGGCUGUUACGGCUGUGCAGGAGAAAUGGGGAGCUGGCGUUUAUUUCAAUCCAUAUGUCACUGUCAACGGGACUCUCAUCAAAUAUGGAGUCGUUAAUCUGGACACAUUAUGCACUGAUCUUUCUGAGUGGACAACGCUGUACCUUGCGGGACGAUUACAAAAGCCUGUGAAAAUUCUCCGGGACGACGCAAGAGUUCGUCUAGCAAACCAGGUCAAUUUAAUCUCUGCUUUACGUACUGCACUUCUACUUCUACCCCCUGAGUUUACUGAACAAGAAUUAUAUGGCACCAUCGCGAACAUUAGUUACCUAGGCGAUCCAAGAAUGGUUUUACCAACAGAGGACCCUUCAAAAGUAGCUAAUAUCGUUGGGCAUAAUCUCCCUCACUUUCGCCGUCUCUAUGCGCCCCUUAUUGAUACUCUUCCCAACGUCAACUUUAACGAUUCCAAGUGCUCCGAUCCAGAAUGGGCAUCCGAUCCAUCAACAAAUAUACGACUGACUCAAGACAUGGACCCGAUUCGAAGAGGCAACAUGGUGAGACGACUGCCAAAAGCGUUUCGCUCGAAGCUCUAUUUCCAAUAUCAGAAGAAAUAUCAAAUACCCCGACUGGAAUUCGAUCAAAUGAUGGAAGCGUCGCGUGAUGAAGACGGGACUAGGAUUAAUAGGAGAGAAGGAGGUGGAUUUGAAAGAAGGAUUAUCCGGGAGCCUCCAGAAGAUUUAAGAGCUGAAGUCAGGACUGUGAUCAAGAAAACGAUCGGAUGGCCUAGUACAAGUCAGAGUUUGAAAGGACCUUUCACGGCUGGAUUAAGUCGAACUUGGCGUUACAUGAGUGAAAAAAUGGCAAAGCAUUCAGAAGGAAAAAGGAAAGCCGAGGAGGAGGCAAAGAAAAAGAAACAGGAUUGAGAUUGUUCUGCCAGACCUUGAUGUGAUGGCGAUACGAUUAAACGGGAAGCUGUAUUUUGUAAUGUGUGCUGUAAAUAAGCCGAGUCGAUUUUAGACUUAUCACACGGAUUUUGAUAAAAGGUUAAUCGAAAACCUGGAAUGGUUAAGCAUUUCUCAUGCUGGUGGGCGGCUAUACUUCAAGCAUUGGGAACUAGUAGAAGGAAUUGGAUCGUUAAAGAUUGGUGGUAUUGCUUGAGUACUUUGCAUGAAAUGCCAACAUUUCGAGAAAUGGACAGUACCACAUUAGCAAAGGUUUAAGACACCAUCCAAAUUUAUGUCUUCUAUGCUUCUCCAUC
Messenger RNA from Sclerotinia trifoliorum, 2365 nucleotides. The record is from the annotation of a GenBank genome assembly. NCBI's taxonomy places the organism in Eukaryota, Fungi, Ascomycota, Leotiomycetes, Helotiales, Sclerotiniaceae.